Molecule: messenger RNA, 1126 nt
Organism: Brachypodium distachyon (stiff brome)
Lineage: Eukaryota; Viridiplantae; Streptophyta; Magnoliopsida; Poales; Poaceae
Exons: 1
Coding region: 358-885 (175 amino acids)
Source: RefSeq, a predicted model, not a curated record
CAUGUGUCAACACACUCUGUCCGUAUAUAACCUGACAGAUAAGGAUGGCCAUAGAACGCAGCACAUCCAGGUUCCAGAUAAGCUUAACUAGUGACUGCUAGCCGUGCCAUUCCGGUUGAUUGCACGAGUCAAAACAACCCCCACCACCACUGCGUGGUAAAUUAAUUCUCCAGGGUUUUCCAGCUUCACCAGUACUACUGCUCCGCUAGCUAAUUAAGCUCGCUAGAGACUAGAGAGUGGGGCAAAGAAUUAAGCAUCGUUGAUUCCUCGGCAAAUUUCCGGCCGAGUCCCGUUAUAUACACACGUCAAACUGAUCCCAGAGUCCAUUACAGCUCGUGCUUGCCCCCCGAAGCCAACAUGUAUUCCUUCGACAGAGACCACACGGCGGCAUCAGCAGCGGCACGGGCCGGCGCCACCAAGUACUCCUACCAAGCAUGCGAAACGGAGAAGACGACGACCCGGACGGCGUCGGCGUCGCAGGCCCAGGUCAUGUCCUCCUCCCCGCCGCGGCGACCCAGGAGGCGGCGCUCGGCGUCUUCUUCGUCCACGGCGCGGCGGUCGUCGACGACGGUGGUGGCGACGGACGUGGGCAACUUCCGCGCCAUGGUGCAGGAGCUCACGGGCUUCCCGCCGGCCGCCAUCUUCCGCCCGAUGCCCCGCCGGGCCCACGCCGCCGGCCAGUACCUGCAGCAGCCCGGGCAGUAUAAUACUAGCUCCGGCGCGGCCCGCGGCGGCGGCGGCAGCAGCAGUACUAGCCCCGACGUCCCGGCAGCGGCAGUGGUGCAGCCGCCGCAGUACUGCGCGACGCCGGGCGUGUUCGACGGGCUCGCGGACCUCGGGUCGCCGGAGUUCGACGCGUGGCCCGACUUGUCCUUUGAGCAGUGAAUUGUCGGUCAAGUUCAGUUAAUUUGCUGGGCUAGAUUACUGGUUGAUCCAGGGUAGUAGUAGUGAGUAGUGAUCGUUGUUGCUUUUGUAAUUUACUCCACUCUGGUUCACGCUUGUGUUUAACUGUUUACCGAGCAUCAUUGAGAAACGGAAGGAUGGUAGUACUACUCUGUACAGCAGCACAAGUUGUAUAAGAUGGUGAAGUCUUUCAAGUGGUUUAGCCGAUUUUUUUAAAGCAGUA